Molecule: messenger RNA, 2934 nt
Organism: Ambispora leptoticha
Lineage: Eukaryota; Fungi; Glomeromycota; Glomeromycetes; Archaeosporales; Ambisporaceae
Source: the annotation of a GenBank genome assembly
AUGUAUGCAAACUUAAGGAGAAAGUCGAUGAAAACAUCAAAGAAUCAACAAGUGGUUAAGCUUCCGAAUGCUGGAUUGAUCGCAGUUGAGAAGUUGCUGAACGAUGAAGAAAAGGUAGAAAUUGAAGCAAGAGCGGAACGACAAAUCGAACAAGAAAAACAGCUACGCGAGCUGACAACAAAACCCGAUGUUUAUCAAGUCCUACCAUAUACUGACGAGAAUAAAUGCAUCGUGAAAUAUCCAACUAAAAAUAAUAACGAACAACAUAUCGCCAAUACUCUUGAUACCGAUACUAUGAUUGGCAAAAAACCGACUGUAACUCCCGAGUUUAACCGAAACUAUCAAUUCCAAUUCCCACCACAAGACAAUAACGAUCUUUCAUCACGAAGCAUUAACGAAUUCUCACCACGAAACAACAACGAAUUAUCUGUUUCAUCUUCAUUAUUCGCUUCAAAUUCAUCAUCUUCACGAAACGAGAACGAAUUCACCGCUUUAUCAUUAUCCUCAUUUACUUCAAAUUCAUCGUUUCCAAACAUAUCAAAUUUGAUAUCAUCAACGCGAAAAAAUAACAUGAUUACAUCAUCUCCAAUAGACGCGGCAACCAACAUUGAUAAUAAAAUUGAUGAUAAUACGUUACAAAGAGAUGAUCCUGAGGGAAUGAAGAAACCUGUCAACAGUAAUAAUUUUAAAGGCAAAGACAAGCGUUUUCAAGAAACGAAAGGCAAAAUGCCCAUGGAUCAAUCAAUCUUCAACAGUAGUAACAAAAACACAGCUCAAUACAGUUUCAUAUCAAAUAAUUUUGAAGCUGCGUCUACGAAUUCGGAUGCGUUUUUGGAAAAAUUCUCGAGAGAAGUAGCUGCGCGAGUUGAGCAUGACAUGGAGCUUCGAUUAUCGAAUUUUUUUUCGGAUGUUAAAGGGUCACUGUUGCACGAAAUAAGUAAUAAAUUACAGAAGGUGUUGCCAAGUUCUUAUGACGAAAAGAAGAAAGAAGAAAAACGUAGAGAUUACGAGUGGAUCAAUGUAGAAGAGGCAAAGCUUGAAAAACUACGUGACGAAUUAAUUCACGAAAUAAAAACCGGUCAACGGGAUAUUGCGAGCUUAUUUACCAAUCAUCUAAAAAAUCAACAUACGGUAGAAAAUGUUGAAUUGAUGAGUGAAAAUGCAAAAUGGCCUGAAAGGAAUCGGACAGAACUGCAUCAGAGCCAUUUUUCCUUGGAUCUACAACGGAAGGAUUCGUCCUCCUAUUCAUCUUUGGAGAAUGACUUAAUGCAAGCUCGUGAAGAAGUGUAUAAUCUAAACCGAGAAUCUGAAAAUAAAAUCCGUGCGCUUGAGAACCAAAUCAAAACUUAUGAACACGAACUAACAACUCUGAGACUAGAAAACCAAUCAAAAGAACGCGAUCUUUAUGACCGCAAUAAAAAACUUGAAGAAGAAAUCAUGUCUAAAGAAGACUCAUAUCUAACGAAAUGUCACGAAUACGAGCAACAAUUAAGCGAACAGUCUUCUCUUAUUGAAAAAAAUGAACAAAGAAUCGAUGCACUCUUGCAAGAAAAUACUAAACUACGAGAUAAAAAUAAAGAAAUCGAAAAGAAUCGGGCGGAACUCACUAGUCUACGAGUUCGCGAAAGCGGCUCUUCACAAACAGAAAUUACUCGAUUACAAGAUCAAAAAUCUGCUCUCGAAGCAAAAGUUGGGCAAUUGACUAGUCGGAAUCAAGAGUUACAGAACGAGAUUCGCGGACUGGGUCACCAUAUAAAAAGAAUGGAGGAACAAACCACGCAGCUAGAAUCAAUGUGUCUACACGUAAACCAGUUAGAACAGAAUUCUAACGAAUUUGAAAGAUUGAAAAAAUUUUCUUCCGAUCAGCAACGUGAGUUGGAUCAAGCUCGUACCUUAAUUCAGAGACUCGAGAAUGAAUCAAAAGAAAACGUAAAUCGUAUCAAGGAUCUCGAAAGGAUGUAUAAUCAAUCUCGAAGCGAUGUUGAUUUACAUAAAUCUGAACUCGAACUGGUUAGGAAACACAAUCGAGAGCUGGCGGAAGACUUGAGCGCUGAACAAAAUAAAAAAAUUAAUGAUGCCCUACACAUCAAACAAGAAUCCGAAAAGAAUAGACAGCAAUUGGCGAAUAAAGCUGAAGAAUUGAAUAAAGUUCGUUCUGAAUUAAACGAAGUAUAUGCGAAAUUAAAAGAUGUAGAAGCCCAAAAAACGCGACUCCAACGAGAAAACAAUAAAAUUGCAAAUUUGGAAAAAGAGCGAACAAAAUUAUUAGAAAAUAUUAAAAAUAUAGAAUUAGAGAAAAACCAUUUACAAAUAGAGAUGCAACGGGUCGUAACAGAAAAAAUGCAAUUGGAAACCGAAAUUUCGCGUCUUACAUCUGCACCAGCUCCAACACCGUUUGCUUCAACACAACCUGUCAAUUAUAACUAUUUGUCAAAUAAUAAUGUGCAAACAGAAGCUAUGGCUAUUCCAACAAUAAAUUCGCAAUCUCCGUUUGUCAGCAAUUUCCUUCCUACUACACAAGGCGAUACUUCUGGUGACGUUUUAUCAUCUGCCAAUACUGUAAACGCAAGUCCGUUUGUUGACGAACGGCCUGUAUCGAGAGACGAACUAUCCUCUGAAACGAACCAUGCAGUUAUAGUAAAUCCACAAACAUCAGCUAGUGGAAGGAAAAACAAGUUUGGUUCGCAGAACCACAGUCGUAAAAAUUCACGUCAAACAAAGACAAAUAAUGAUAAUCAAAAACCAAAAAGUCGAAAAAAUUUAAAUUACAGAAAUGGUUCGUCUUCUAGUACAACGGCUACUAGGUCGACUAAUAAUAUUGCUGCCAAUGAACCUUCAAAUACCGCUGCACCUGUCAAAAAUAGCUGGGUGGAUGGAGGCAGUAUUGUGAAUAAUGCGUGGCCCAAGACUACUAAUUCUUAUCGUUCUCAAUGA